Triplophysa dalaica is the source of this 3159-nucleotide messenger RNA. It is a transcript of the gene ppp2r2ba, whose product is annotated as protein phosphatase 2, regulatory subunit B, beta a. The record is from RefSeq and is a predicted model, not a curated record. Lineage: Eukaryota; Metazoa; Chordata; Actinopteri; Cypriniformes; Nemacheilidae. Gene Ontology annotation, molecular function: protein binding; protein phosphatase regulator activity. Gene Ontology annotation, cellular component: protein phosphatase type 2A complex; cytosol. Bases 397 to 1728 code for a protein of 443 amino acids. Gene Ontology annotation, biological process: peptidyl-serine dephosphorylation. The transcript is spliced from 9 exons.
CUAGUUUUAAAUCCUCACUUUACCACAUUCAGCGCACCUCGUUUACCAGGGCCCAUUUACACGGGACAUUUUUACACAUUUACCCAUUUAAAUCGUCCGUUCUGCAUUCAACCUCUCCAAAAAGGACAUCUUUUCAACGCAUUGACCAGUGCACCUGUUAAGCGUCGCCACGAGUAAAAUACGACUUGCUGAGACAUCUCUAUCGUCGCAUUGCAUCCGAGCAAUAUAAGUCGGAGGUGAACGGUCGCGAUCCGCCGGUAAGCAUUACAUUAUCAGUCACGUACGCGAGAGGGAUGACCGGUGUCAUGAUGGACCCGCGAGCCGCCUGCUGAUGUUCGGGGUCCAGGAUGGAUUCAUGCGUGUCUACUUUAAGAUUCUCAUACAACGGUAUUAUAAAUGGAGGAGGAGAGUGACUUUCGCAAAAUUAACAACAGCUUCCUGCGGGACCACAACUAUGCAACUGAAGCUGAUAUCAUCUCUACUGUGGAGUUCAACUCGACAGGAGAGCUCCUGGCCACUGGAGACAAAGGAGGAAGAGUGGUGGUUUUCCAAAGAGAACAAGAGAGCAAGAACCAGCCUCACAGACGUGGUGAAUACAAUGUUUACAGCACGUUUCAGAGCCACGAGCCAGAGUUUGACUACCUGAAGAGUUUAGAAAUCGAGGAGAAGAUCAAUAAGAUACGAUGGCUGCCUCAGCAGAACGCUGCAUACUUUUUGCUUUCCACAAAUGAUAAAACUGUUAAACUGUGGAAGAUCAGCGAAAGGGACAAGAGACCCGAAGGAUAUAAUCUGAAAGAUGAAGACGGAAGAAUCAGAGACCCAGGCACCAUCACCACAUUACGGGUGCCAGUAUUGCAGCCCAUGGACCUCAUGGUUGAGGCAACACCUAGAAGAGUGUUUUCAAACGCACACACAUACCACAUCAACUCCAUCUCUGUGAACAGCGACUAUGAAACCUUCAUGUCUACCGACGACCUAAGGAUCAACCUGUGGAACCUGGAGAUCACCAACAGAAGCUUCAACAUUGUAGAUAUAAAGCCAACAAACAUGGAGGAGCUGACGGAGGUGAUCACAGCAGCAGAGUUUCAUCCUCACCAGUGUAACACUUUUGUCUACAGUAGCAGUAAAGGAUCUAUACGUCUGUGUGACAUGAGGGCCUCUGCACUUUGCGACAACCAUUCAAAAUUUUUUGAGGAGCCAGAAGAUCCAAGCAAUCGCUCCUUUUUCUCUGAAAUCAUCUCUUCCAUCUCUGACGUGAAGUUCAGCCACAGCGGGCGCUAUCUGAUGACACGUGACUACCUGACAGUGAAAGUCUGGGAUCUCAACAUGGAGAGCAAACCAUUAGAGACCUAUCAGGUGCACGACUAUUUAAGAAGUAAGCUCUGCUCUCUGUAUGAAAACGAUUGCAUCUUCGACAAAUUUGAAUGCGUGUGGAACGGAUCUGACAGUGUGAUCAUGACCGGCUCCUACAAUAAUUUCUUCCGAAUGUUCGACCGUAAUACAAAACGCGACGUGACGCUGGAGGCGUCUCGGGAGAACAGCAAACCUCGGGCCAUACUGAAACCCCGCAAGGUGUGUGUGGGAGGAAAGCGCCGCAAAGACGAGAUCAGCGUGGACAGCCUGGACUUCAGCAAGAAAAUUCUCCACACGGCCUGGCAUCCCUACGAGAACAUCAUCGCCGUAGCAGCCACCAAUAACCUUUAUAUAUUCCAGGAUAAGAUCAACUAGACCGUCUUUACCACCUUCAGAUACUCAUCAAGAUGUGCAGCGCUGCUGUAUAUCGAAGAGUAUGCCAGUGUUGGUUUAGUAGGCAAAUGAAAGGAAGGAAGACAUUUAUGAUGUAGGGUGAUAAAUACGCUGAGUAAAACGGCAAAGGUUGUGAACAAAUGCUGCCAGAUUUUCAUGAACAAGAGCCGUCAUGCCCUGCACAAUCCCUCUUGCAAUUAUGUAUUAGCAUCUCCUCCAAUUCUUCCUGAAACCUUUGUUUAUUUAUUGUAUUUAUUCAUUUCUGUGCUUAAAGGAAAUGCUUGACUGAGUGCAGAUGUGCAUUGAGACAAAUGAUGUGAACUCGAGCAUCUUCUAUAAGGCAGGAGAAUAGAAACGUGAGCAGGGGACAACACAACACAUACCUUCACUGACUUUUCUUAUGUUUAUUUCACGGACUCUUUCAUGGACAUCCUGGCAUCUGAAACAGAGAGGUGCCUUUAUUUCAAACAUGUUGGAUGUUCAUUUAUUGCGUAACACAAAGCCCUUCUGAUUUCUGCCAAUAUGGCAAAGACGGACUGAUCUUUGUUUAACUAGGAAUGUGUCUCCGUGUUGAUCAAAACACAAACAAUCUACGGAUGGAAUCACAGCGACUUGAUUGGUCCUCUUGAAUGGAGCGCUGAAGUAAAAGUCAAUCUCAUUGAAAAGGUCAAAAAAGUCAUGUUUAGUCAUUUUAUGUUGUCGUCUUGUUUUGAUGUAAACAUUAAUAAGCUGUGGUGCCUUCUUUUCGUAUGUGGGUACUGAGGGGCGGUUGGGUGGGUUUCGGAAGGGUGGCAUUUGGGUCGUGAAGUGUGAAUGUUUCUACAAGAAAUGUGAAGAACAGCUUCGUGUAAGCUGGGAAAAGAAUUGCGACGUGGUUUUUUGAGUACGCAGAAAUGAAGUACUUGAAUUUUUCAUGAUAUUCUCUCUACAUUAUCUCAGUAUGCUCAUGACUUUACAGUAUACCAUUGUUUUGAAUUCUUCAGUGCUGUGCCGGGUGAAAAGUAUUAUUGCAUGCAACAUGACAUCAACAGUGAGCCAAUGAACGAAGAAAGCUGUUCUGUACCAACAAACAAACAUGUCUAACAUCAUCGUUUUUAUUCAAACAAACCUGUUUUCUUUUUUGUCUGAGACUGUUAUGACGUUGUCCUCAUUCAGCUGUGUCCUUUUGGCCUGAGGAUGACUGGAAUGCCGGUAUCAUGAUGUAGCCUAUACAUGACAAACGUGAAGGUUAAAUGAUAUCAGGGAAUUUUGUGUACAAAUGAACCAGAAAUAUUCUCCUCUGAAGAAAAAACGCUUCAGUUGAAUUCUUAAUGAAUCAAAGUUUUAUAGCUCAGAAUGUAUACAUGCAAUUAUUUGCCAUGCAGUCUUUAUGCUUAAUGGAAUUCGUUGAAAUAAAAAGAAGACGAAAAUGAA